CUGGAAUACCUACUCGCCGUAUCGCGCUGAAAGUUUUGUUUUAUCGGUACUGCACGACACAGCUUCGUGAAAAUGCAAAAGCCCAUUUUACUCUUUGCAUUACCUCUGGGAAUUUUGUUAUCAUGGGCAGCACCGUUGAACGGUUUACCGCAUCCCAGCUGCACAUACUCGCCAAACGGGGAGAUUGUUCUCCACGGUGAGAACCUUUACGAUCCCGACGUAGAAAAACUUCUCGAUUGUAAGAAGGUGCCGAAACUGCGGAUACCCAGUAAUUUCGACGUAUACCAAGUACCGACCGCUGUCAAGUCCAUUGAUCUGGGUUGCAGCCGACGGUGUGUACCGUCCGAAUACUGCGCCCGGCUGGAAACCGGCUUCCUGCCGCUGCCCGCCCGACCCGAGUUAACGAGCGUGCAGUUUUCGGGCUUUGAAGGUCCCCUACCGUUCGGAUGGUUUUUAGCGAACGUAAAAGAUCACUUGACAACACUGAAGAUAGGCUGCACGCCGAUUGGUCAUCUGGAUGCCGAUGCGCUUCGUGGAUUCUCUGCUCUGACCCGGCUUGAUCUGAAGCAUGCACAGAUCAGUACAAUUGAUCCCAUUGCAUUCGCCAAUCUUGGCGCCUCUCCGUCCAAGUUGGCCAGUGUCAGCCUGGGCGGUAAUUCCCUGCAGGAGAUCGAUUUAUCGUGGUUUGAACCCGUUAAGGAAAGCCUGACUGAUCUGGAAGCCAGCUAUCAAAAGCCGCCCAUGUCGUCGCUGAAGCUUAGCGGUCCGGAAUUCCAACUAGCCCUAAAAACCCUCGAUGUCGUUAAAAAUGGUCUGCGUGUUAUUCCGCCGGAAGUACUGAAGGCCAUUCGACCGCGCCCUGGCGCGUCUACGCAUUUCGCCUUCCAGAGUAAUGGGUUGUGCCGGGAGAUGGAUUGCUCGUGUUGUGCCAUGGAAGGCUUCAUGCGCUGGGCCGUCGGUAUUCAAUCGGCCGCGAACAAAGUCACCUUCGAGUGCGUCUACACGGUGGAAGAUCCCUCCGUGUACGUACCCGACCAACUUUACCAGAACUGUGGCGCCAAAUAAACCAAGUGUGGCGAAAUUUGUACGAAUAACUGCUAUUAAUUUUGUCAAAUUUGAUUGAAUUUUUCUUCGGCGACGCUAAGGUUUUGCGGAAGUAGUGUACAUACUGCAAUGGCGGACUGUCAUCGUUUUUCGUAACGCUUGCCAAGCACAGUUAUGUUCGAGUGAAGGGUUUCUCAGCGAAAUGUCUAAAGGGAAUAACAUUUGACGGAACGGCUGGAAUAGGCCCACCAUAGUUAAUAAACUUCGAUAAAGUAAAUACAGUAAUUAAACAAUAUGACGUUCUAUCACUGCGCAAAAAACUGGGUUUGUCUGUAUGUGCAAAAACUUGGCGAUUGUUAUUUGAUAAGUGCAAAUAAAAGUGUC
This is a messenger RNA of Paramacrobiotus metropolitanus, 1428 nucleotides long. RefSeq lists its product as uncharacterized. The transcript is spliced from 2 exons. Gene Ontology annotation, molecular function: protein binding. The record is from RefSeq and is a predicted model, not a curated record. Bases 73 to 1065 code for a protein of 330 amino acids. NCBI's taxonomy places the organism in Eukaryota, Metazoa, Tardigrada, Eutardigrada, Parachela, Macrobiotidae.